This is a messenger RNA of Manihot esculenta (cassava), 2005 nucleotides long. RefSeq names its product F-box/kelch-repeat protein At3g27150. The record is from RefSeq and is a predicted model, not a curated record. NCBI's taxonomy places the organism in Eukaryota, Viridiplantae, Streptophyta, Magnoliopsida, Malpighiales, Euphorbiaceae. The coding region runs from base 314 to 1594 and encodes 426 amino acids. The transcript has 2 exons. Gene Ontology annotation, molecular function: protein binding. Gene Ontology annotation, cellular component: cytosol.
CAUUAAAUUAAUCCUAAAACCUCUCCCCAGCAAAUGGGUUGCUUUGAAAUUGAACUCUUUCACCGUCUUCCUCUGCCUCUUAAUGGCUUCUCUCCUCAAUAUUGUCUGCAUUCGCAUUUCUGUAUUUAUAAUAUUUUCUCUCUCUUCUUUAACUCCAACUUCCUGGGUUGCUCUCUGUUUAUGAGCCCCUUGAGACUUUGUGGUUUGAUAAUGAUUUCAGUUCUCUUCUUACAAUAGCCGUCUUCUUCUUUCACUUCCUUGACUUGACGACUUCGACUGGCCCGAGACUUGAGAUUUUGAAAGGUUCUGAUCCAUGUCCAAGGGGAAAGAGCCAAGGGGUGAAGAUGAAGAGAGUGAGGUCUGCAGACAUGAUUGUAAUCCUCAGAAGAAAGGAAUGCUUGGUGGGGAUCCUGGCAAUAAUUUUUGGAUUACUUCUAAUAGGCCAACAUCAAACAGGUUGGAUACUUGUGCUAAUAGGAAGGAAGAUCAAAGAGGCUAUGUGAUUGGAAGCAACAGUUUAGAACCUCAGGAUGCAGAUUACUCCGAAGUCCCCCAGCUCAAUGAUGAGGUAGAGAAUCAGAUUUUGGCAAGAGUUCCAAGAUCAGAGUAUUGGAAAUUUCCAUUGGUGAAUAAGCGAAUAUUUUCUCUUACAAAGAGUGGUGAGCUAUUUAAGAUUAGGAGGGAACUUGGGGUUAAAGAAUCAUCUGUUUUUAUUUUUACAACUGGAGACAGCGGCUGGUGGGGAUUUGAUCGACAGUUUAGUUCUCGUAGAAAGCUUCCAGACUUGCCAGCAGAUUCUUGUUUUUCUUCAGGAGACAAAGAAUCAGUUUGUGCAGGGACUCAUCUGAUCAUUUCAGGCAGGGAGAUAGAUGGUGUUGUGGUUUGGAGAUAUGAAUUGGAAACAAAUAGCUGGAGCAAGGGUCCUUCAAUGAUCAAACCCAGGUGCCUGUUUGCUUCGGCUUCCUGUGGUCCCUUUGCUUUUGUAGCAGGUGGGGUAACAGAGGCUGGUGCAGUUCUAAAGUCUGCUGAGAAAUACAAUUCUGAUACUAAGACAUGGGAAUCUCUUCCGAGGAUGCAAAAGAAACGAAGGCUCUGCUCAGGUUGUUACAUGGAUAACAAGUUUUACGUGAUCGGCGGCCGAAAUGAAGACGGAAGACGCCUUACUUGUGGAGAAGCCUACGACGAUGAUAAAAAGACAUGGGAACUCAUCCCGGACAUGUUGGAGGAUACUCCUGUUGCUACUUUUCAAUCUCCACCGCUUGUCGCCGUGGUGAACGACGAGCUUUACUCGCUGGAGACUUCAUCAAACGAGCUGAAAGUGUACUCAAAAAGGACCAAAACAUGGAGAAAAUUGGGACCUGUCCCAGUAAGAGCUGAUUCUUCAAGAGGAUGGGGUGUAGCCUUCAAGUCUCUAGGCAACGAGCUACUUUUAAUAGGCUCAUCAACAUCCAUGGCCUCUUAUUCAGGAGAUGGAAUGGCUAUAUAUACCUGCUGCCCAGAUGCUGAAGCUGAGCAACUGCAAUGGAGACCUCUUGAGUGUGGCAGAAACAGACUCAGCAACUUUAUACUGAACUGUUCUGUUAUGGUUGCUUAAAUUUUUAACGCACCAAGCAGCAACUGCUGAGUUUCCUUAUACAAGUCCAAUAAUAUUUAUAUUUGGAAACUAUGAUUUGACAGUUUAGGCACUAUAUCUAUAUUAAUAUCUCUCAGGUGUGAGGUGUUCCUCCAAGAUGUGUGAUGGAGGGAAAGAACCAAGGUGAAUUAUCUACUGUUUCUUUUUAUUCUCUGUCCAGGAUCCUGUCAAAUUGCGGUGGCUUUUAAUCCUGGUCCUGUUGAACAGUAUGUUGUGGAUGUAUUUGAAGGUUUUGCUUGAAAUUCCUCUUGUAGGUUUGCUUGAAAUGACAGGAUACAGCAAAACAAUGAUUUCAGCUUUAUCAAAAUGUCCAUUGAGCAUUCAAUUGAUAAUAAUAUUGUAUCUCUGGAACACAGUAAUUUAUCCAGUUAG